ACAGUUUUGACAAUAAUACAAUUGAUGUUGCACUAAAGGGCUGUUUUGAUCAUUAUGAUACAACAGCGUGUGUAAGGAAUACUGUGCUGUCUUUCCUCGGAUUCUCAACUCUCUUACUUUGUUUUAUUCGGAUCACAAGACUGCAUGUUCUUCAUCAUCCCCAAAUUCAUCAGUAUCUUGUAUUUUAUUUUGCAAGCUUGGAGAUCAUAUGUUUAAUGGUAAAAUGGAUUGCUAUCAGCGAGCUUUACCAACUGGAAUUUGCUGCAUCUUACUUGAAAUUGAUUCAGUUUAUACUGCUAUGUCAUUUUCAUUGGUCUCUCGUUUCACGCAUACUUCACCAACAACGACUGAUUAGCUGGGUGAUCAUUCCACUACUAGCUGUAUUCUUUACUUGUAUGACAUCUGUUACAGUUAUGGGAUUGGCUUCCCACUUCUCAUCUUGGAAUGAAUGUUUCGCUCCUCAUUGGAUUUUAUUAUCAUUUGCUGAAUUUUUGGGCAUACAACUUUAUGUAGUUGCAGGUAUCUAUAUAACCAAAAAGAUAAAUUCUAUUUCUGCUCUUGAUUCUUUUAAAAGAGAACAGAAGAAAGACCUGUGGAGUGUAAUCUUCACCUAUGAAUUCUCAUCUGUGACUUCAGUGGCUUAUUAUGCAACUCUUCUAUCCUUGGGAAAUAUUGAAGAUGGUUGCAGUGGUAUAUUUGAUCAUGCACAAGAAAUUUAUUCUCCUGUUUAUGCUUUAUUUAUGGUUAUUAAGUAUUUGCUUCCUAUUUGGGUAAUGCUUCGUGUGUUUUACCCAACUCGUGGCUGUUUAUCAAGUGAAGAUGAGAGGCUUCUUGGAUGGUCAGGAGAUGGUUCUGUUACUUCAGUAUUCAGUCCUGGUACAAGAUAUCAAGAACCGUAUAAGCAAAUGAGACAUCCUGUUGAAAAUGUGAGGAAUAAUGAGUAUUCCCCACUUCGUAGAUCUGCAUCAUCUCCUGCUUUCUUCGCCAAACCUGCUCUAACUCCAAUUUCCGAGGAAUCUUCUAUCUUACCUGCUUCUCAUAUACAGUAUCAGGGCUAUGGAGCCACAGAUUCCUUUCAUUCGCAGCCAGAAACGUCAGGUUUUAGCCGUGUUUCAAAAAGUAGGGUUCGCCACGAUAGUGGUAAACCGCUACUGAAAGGAACAAGAAAAAUGUUGAAAAUUCCUGUUUCACUAAAUCAGUGCUCUGAUGAAAUACAAAGUGUUACUUCUUCAUCAGGAGAAAGAGCUUAAUGCAAAUGGAACUAUCCAGCAUUGCAAAUUUUGAGUUUUAUUGUAUAUGAAAUUUUUUUAUGUUUUGAAGUAUUAUACUUUGUUAUCACAUAAGAUUAUUAGUUUUUGUGACCUUGGAUGAUUCCCAUAAUCAAAAGUAUUAAUAUAGUUAAUUAUAUUUAUGCCAAUGGUGCUAGAUAAAGAUUAAUAAAAGGACUAGGAAUUAUGUAGAAAAAAGUUCCUGUUUUUCCACUUUUUUGUAAUUUAAGUUUGUUGCUAAUUUUUAAAAUAUGUAAGCAUCUUUUUAUCUAUUAGUAUCUUAUUUCAUUAAGAUAUUGCUGUUGAAGGUGAAAAAAUUUUUAUAAUGAUGUACAUUUUUAAUCUUUCUUUUAAAUUGAAAUGCUUAGUGUUAUUUUUUAUUAAGUAGACUAAUAAUAUAUCUUCACUAUUAUUGCAUCAUUUUUUAUUUUUUUUUACUUUCUACAUAAUUCAUUUCCUUUCUAAUUAAGAACUGUGCACAAAAAUUAAAAUUGCAAUUAGCUAUAAACUUGUCAUUGAUAUUGAUUGCUUUUUUCGUUAUAUUUUAAUGUACAUGUUAUUUUUCUCUUAUUUAAACAAAAAACUUUAUCCUCUCAUUUGCAUAUUUUAGCUCUGCCUCUACUGUGUACUAAUUUGGAGGCAGGCAUUUUCAAAGCAGGUUUAAUACAUUAAUUGCUAACGCUAAAAGAAAAUUAAGGGUGAAGUAGUAUAAGAAAUUCAAAACAUACUUGAAUUUUCCUAAAAAUGAUAUUUUUUGUUUUUAACUUUAUGCAUAUUAAGCUUUCAAAGAUACAAUUUAUUUCUUAUAUUUUUCGAUUUCUAGCAUAUUCAUUCAUGUACUGUAUUGACAUUAUUGCUUUCUGACAGAUCUUUGAAGAGUUGAAAAAUACAUGUAUAAACUAUUUUUUCAAAAAUGUUUUUUUUUUUUUUUGUAUUUAAUUUCUUCAUUUUAUUAAUUUUUCAAUUAAAAGCCAGUGUUACUUUUGCAGGUUUUGCACUAGUAUUUUUAAGAUUUAAAAAAAUCCUACAUUUUAAAAGUAUAACUUUAAAUAAACUCCAACUUUCAUUUAUAAACUACUUAAAAAGUCGCUCUACAUGUCAUUUCACCCAUACAUUUCCAAAAUAAGACAAAAUAUGCCUACUGAUCAAGAAUGAAAAUGUUUUUGCAAGUUUUUGUCAAAACUUGCACAAAACUUCGUCAAAACUUUUUUGUUGCUUUUUUUUUAGUGUAUGUGCUUUCUUUUUUCUUCCGAAGAAUGUAGCUUGUUUUUUUCUUUUAAAGCUUGUCUUAAUUUUUUAUUUGUUUUAAUCACUGACGAAUAUUUAUCAUUAUGUAUAGAUUCUUAAAUGUGUUUGUGUUCAAGGUGUGUAACAAAACUAAGGGUCACAACCAGGGCUGCGGAGUCGGAGGGAAAGUGACAGACUCCGACUCUGGGAAUUUUAGAGACCGACUCCUUUAUCCCAAAAGCAGUUCAACUCCACAAGCACUGGCAGAGUUGUAGACUUUGAGGGAAUAUGACCUACUCCGACUCUUGGAAUUUUAAGCGUUUAACUCCCAUGACUCCAACCUUUUUUACCCACAGUCACUCCGACCCCACAACCCAGGUCAUAACUAUUAAGACUGCAAGGGGUGAUAGAACUUCAUGAACAAAGAAAACAAUUUUUACCA
This is a messenger RNA of Uloborus diversus, 2937 nucleotides long. RefSeq lists its product as uncharacterized. NCBI's taxonomy places the organism in Eukaryota, Metazoa, Arthropoda, Arachnida, Araneae, Uloboridae. The record is from RefSeq and is a predicted model, not a curated record. Bases 216 to 1250 code for a protein of 344 amino acids. The transcript is spliced from 11 exons.